AUGGAAUCAAAUAAUCCAUUCGCCACAGGUUUCUCGUUCUACACUGCGACAGCUUCCUCUUCUGAGGGCUGCUUCAGCCACAGUAACUUCACCAGCCAGCCAAUGUUUUCUGAUCAGCCCCCUCCAAAUCAAAGGAAUGACGACAAAAGAAAACAAACUCGCAGCAACGGGAGCGAAGAAAAUAAUAAUAACAAUAGGAAUGAAAAGCGUGGUCGAAGUAAUAAUCAACGUAAAACUUCUGAGUACCUGGGAGUUAGCAGGCAAGCAGGUCGUUAUGAAGCAUUUAUAUGGGACAGCAGCGUUCUUAAACCAGGAGACAAAAGGAAAUCUGCAGGUGGGUUCGAGAAUGAAAUAGACGCAGCAAAAGCGCGCGACUUGUUUGCCAUCAAAAUCUGGGGCAAUUCCGCUCGUACAAAUUUUCCUCCUAGUACGUACGGGAAAGAGCUCCUAGAAAUGAAGGAUAUGAGCAGAGAGGAGUGCAUUGCUGCUAUUAGAAAGAUGAGUAAUGAUGAUAGGAUGAAGAGGAUGGCUAGUAAGGGCCUCUCAGUUUAUCGUGGAGUCUACAGGAUCCCAGAGCAGAAUCGAUGGCAAGCCAGGGUAGGUAAAGGCAAAAACCUACGAGGCCUUUACGUGGGCACAUUUGAUUCGGAGGAGGAGGCGGCCAGAGCAUUUGAUAUAGCGACAAUAAGACUGAAGGGCCCGACCGCCGCCACAAACUUAAAUUUCGACCGGCAAUCUUAUGAUAUCGAAAGCAUUCUUAAAAGUACUAAGAUUCCAAUCGGAAAGGGUGCUUCCAAGUUGAUCAAGAAAUGCACAGCGGAUGAGAUUCUUUCGCGCAUCACUGACAACAAUCCAGACCCACCUUCGACCAACUUCUUAGAACAGUAUCAUCUGAUGAACCCUCACCUCGUGAACACUGACCCUGUUGUCUCUUGGGAAGUUGCUGAUUCAGUGAAUGAGUUUGGAGUUCCGAUUGGCGAUCCAUUCGGAGAACAAAACCAGACGGUGGCGAAUAGCGAAACGUUUGUGUAUGGGGAUAGUAAUGACCCGAUGAGAUUCCGACCAGAUGGGUUUUCGGAGUUUCCUAUAGAGGUGGAAGACAAUACAGAAUCUCUAUGGAAUGAAGUGUAUGGUGAAUCUCUAAUGGACCAUUUGCUGAGCGCAAGUGAUUCAUUGAAUGAGUUUGAGAAAGGUCUUGAUUCUAUGGCGGAUAUCGACUGGAUUUUCGCUGAGGAGGAGCCUCAAGAACCUGCUGGUGGGAUCAACCAGACCACUAAAUGA
This is a messenger RNA of Neltuma alba, 1281 nucleotides long. RefSeq names its product AP2-like ethylene-responsive transcription factor AIL6. Gene Ontology annotation, biological process: regulation of DNA-templated transcription. Gene Ontology annotation, molecular function: DNA-binding transcription factor activity; DNA binding. The record is from RefSeq and is a predicted model, not a curated record. Bases 1 to 1281 code for a protein of 426 amino acids. The transcript is spliced from 8 exons. NCBI's taxonomy places the organism in Eukaryota, Viridiplantae, Streptophyta, Magnoliopsida, Fabales, Fabaceae.